CGAGAAUGAAGAAACUGGAGAUGAAGUAUCAUUAGAAGAACUAUUAUAAGUCGGUCGACUACACCCACUUAAAUAUACUUUAAUUACUAUAAAUUUCAGAUAUGACGCCUGCAAAACCGAAAUGUGGCUUUGGGGUCGUAAAGUGGAACGAGACAAUUUACGCCAUAGAAAAGGGUAUCACCAGGAAAACCAAAAAACGCUACGUAGAUGUAAUAAGUCUCAGCUGGAUUGAUCCGAUAACUGCAAAUCUAAGGUUCCCUAGAGGAUGUCCUGAAUACCGGAUAUUCUCAUUAAUAAAGAAGCACAGACCACUAACAAAAAACUUUAUCUUAAUUCCACCAGGAGACUACUAUAUUGAAGUGGAAACAAAAACUUACCGAGAGGCACAGAGGUACAUGAACGAAAACAAGGAGAUCUUUCUCACCGAUGCUACAAUGAGUACACUGGAGGAAGAUAGUGAGUUUGAUGAUUCAGAUGAGGAUGAAGGAACAGGAAAUCUGGAACUCGACAACAAUAAACUGUUGAAUAGUCAAGAAAUUAAUGACUUGGUUACUGAAGGUACAUGUUUAAUUAAUGAUAAUUAA
Messenger RNA from Eurytemora carolleeae, 584 nucleotides. RefSeq lists its product as uncharacterized. NCBI's taxonomy places the organism in Eukaryota, Metazoa, Arthropoda, Copepoda, Calanoida, Temoridae. The record is from RefSeq and is a predicted model, not a curated record. The coding region runs from base 102 to 584 and encodes 160 amino acids. The transcript is spliced from 4 exons.